GGAAUCCUCCUGCGUAAAACUGGGGGCGCAAUCACCACCCAUCGUGUCUCAGGCUAAUGCCGUAUUCCUGAUCAUCUUCAAUUUCCGUUUCACAGUCUCAGCCUCACAGGAUAUUCUCGACUUUGCCUGUGUUUCCUUAAACGAAUCCCAUGCCUAGCCGAAUCUGGUAUUUCUGUACACCUGUCAUCGCUGCUUCAGUUGGCACGCAUUCUCGAACCAGAUCGUAAACCUCGCUCCUUUCCUUCUCGCCUGUUCCUUUUACCCCGGCUCGUACUCCGCGCCUGCGCUGCGAAUUCCUGUCUCCGACGAUCACGAACUUUGAAGGGAGACACCGCCAACACUUGCCCCAUUCCGCAGACGUACUUCACCCUCCAUGGCGACAGACAAUGCUCCUGCGCCGGGCAGGCCGAAAGUGCCUGGAUUCACCGAAUCGUUCUGGUCUUCAGAUUACGCCGGUGGCUUGGGGGUGCUGUUUCAGAAACUGCAGCAGGGUGUCAUCGAGAACAACCAGAUCCUGACAAUUGCAAGCAUGAGAGCAGAUGCGGAAGAGUUGUACAGCGAUCGGUUAGGAGAUAUUGCGCCCUCCGUAGAUCGAAUGACCGGAGGCUUCGCACGGGAUGAUGGCGCAAGCGUUCGAAAGGCUUUUGAAGGGGUCCGAAGUGAGAUGGUAGAAGCCACCAAGAACCACAAGAAGAUCGCCGAUAAUAUUCGCGAACUGGUAGUCAACCCUUUCUCCAGAUGGUGCGAUGCACACGCGACGAGAAUCUCGAAUUCGCAGGAGGAUCUGCAGUCCAAAAUCAAGGCACACGACAGGCAAGCGGACCUGGUCAAGAAGUUGCGGAGUCAGUAUUUCAACAAGUGCAGAUUGGUGGAAGAUCUCGAGGAGGAGAACAAGUUGGCAUUUCAGGAUCAUGCAAAUGGCAGUCCCAAACCACAAAGCCCGCCGCCGCCGAAGAUAGUCCUUCCCGAAGACGAAUUCGAUGAGCUGCCCGUGGAGAUUGGAGAUGAAACGUACUCGCCGGAUCGGCUCAAGACGUUACUUACGGACAUGCUUGAGAAGAUCCCGCUUAGCGAAUUCAAGGUGCCCAUACUAGGGGUCUAUCAAAAUGUGUCUGCCGGUACGGACAUUGUUGAAUAUAUUCAAAAGCACAUGAAAGCUUCAAGCGUGGGAUAUGCGGAAAAAAUUGGUCAAGACCUGGUGGACCGCGGGCUCUUGCGGUUGAUUGGUAAUAUGGGGAACACAUUCGCCAACAGUUCGCGGAUGAAGUAUCAAUGGAAGACGAGAGUGUUCCAGAUCACUGGUGUGCCGGAGAAGAAGAAGCCUCUCGGCAGGUCGAUAACGGGAUCAUCGCAGGACGGGGUUCUCGAAUCACCCACUAUCGGCAACAUUACGGAAGCCAUACAAGGCUGGAACCCAUUAAACAAUGCUCAUCCGAACGAGACACCUGCCGAACGGUUAAAGCGUGAGGCAAAGGAAGCAGACGAGAAAUAUAAGGCGGCCGUCCGCAAACUCGAUUUACUACGAUGCAACCUGGAGGAGUCGAUGAUGGACCAUCUAAAAUUCCUCGAAAGAUGUGAGACCGACCGAUUGAGAGCGAUCAAGUCGGUGAUCUUGGAUUUCUCAGGUGCAAUUAGCAACAGCAUUCCCUCCUUCCAGAGUCAAGUUGACCAUAUGAUGCUCUACCAGGAGACGAUCCAACCAUUAGGAGACUUGAGAUACCUGCUGGAGAACUACAGAACGGGAGCUUUUGUGCCAAAAGUGGUGCCAUAUGAGAACUACUAUGGCAGCGUGGAGGAUCAGACAUUCGGUGUUGAUCUAGAGGCAAGAGCAAGAGCAGACAGGAAAAGAGUGCCGAUCAUUGUGACUUCGAUACUGACAUUCCUGGAUAGCCACUAUCCUGAUCUGGAGGGCGACGAAGCACGGAGAAAUGUUUGGCUGGUGGAUGUUCCACUGGCGGCGACACAUCAUCUGAGGAAUCAGAUCAACAAUGGGGCUCCAGUGCCGAGAGAGAUCCUUGAGAAGUAUGAGGUACCUAUAGUCGCCAGUGUACUCAAACUGUACCUUCUCGAAUUGCCUGAUUCUCUUGUCUCCUCACAGGUCUACGAAAUCAUCAAAACGAUAUAUGCCACUACGUCUGAUGCCGCACCAAAUCCGAUCUCAACCGACUCGGUAGAUUCGGCACCGCGCAUCAAGGUUCUGCAAUCAACACUCGGCCAACUUCGCCUUAAUAACAUCGCCACACUUGAUGCUCUUGCCACACAUUUUACACGACUAAUUGACCUCACUUCUGCUGACGAAGCAUAUGUUACAGCUCUUGCUCAAUCAUUAGCGCCUUGUAUACUACGACCAAGAACCGAGAACUCCCUGACUCUGGAAGAACGACACGCAUAUCGACUAAUUCGAGACUUAUUCGAUCAUAAAGAAGCCAUCUUUGGUGAGCUUAAACGUCAAUCGUCCACAAGCUUAUCAACCCGCCAAAGAGCCGUCAGCACAAACGAUGAGCGAUCAAGGAGAGCAAAUAUGGAAGAGCGAGCACGAGCCAUUACUGAACAGCGACAACGAGACAAGAGCCCAGGCCCAGCAAAUCGUCAUAGACGGGACAAGAGCACCGAUGGGAGCAUUGGGCGCUUUCCGGUCGUUGCCAGCCCGAGGCCUGAACAUGGAAGAAAUGUAAGCGGCGUUGGGCUGCCCUCAAAACGGACAAGCCUGGAGGUUCCGGGCAGUAAUGAAGGCUCGCCAGUUCAAGCCCGAACCCAGAAUCAAUCCGCGGUGGAUAGAAAUUCCACGACGACUGUACAGCCGGGGACCGGCAUGAACGGCCAGACCCAUGGACAAGGCGAGGUAUCACCGGACAUCAUGAACUUGCCAAGCACAUUCUCGGGAGGUGGCCCUGGACCGCAUAUCCCGCCACCUCUGGACGAUGAUAGCCAGGACUCGGACUCAGGCCCUCAGCCAGCACAGAAAGAAUCAGAUGGAGGAUCAAGAGCAGGCAGCCUGAAGAGAAAUGCCGCAGGCAGUGGACGAAAACCGGUGGGUGGAGGAGGCAGUCUGAGCAGGCGAAGCUACCAGGCAUACGAGGGCCAUCCCAGCCAGAGUCAGAAUCAGGGGGUCCAGUUGACGGACAGGCCGAUGGAUGACUUCUCAUGAUCCCUGGAGAACCCAGAACCCCCUGACCAAAGCAUCAGGAACUAACUAUAUGAUACCCAAAACCAACGGGCACUUGGCAGCGCUGCCUCUGGAAGUGUGACAAAUUGAAAGGCGCUCUCGGGCAGGCAAGCAGCGACACACUCCUGCACCAACGAUGGAAACGUAGCCGGCAAUAUACUGUGGAAUAUGUAUGAGUAUCCAGAUUUGAUGGGCGUCUACUUCGUACAAGAUUUCCUUUUGGCCACUCUCUUGACAGGAUUUAGU
Messenger RNA from Exophiala oligosperma, 3412 nucleotides. RefSeq lists its product as uncharacterized. Bases 374 to 3148 code for a protein of 924 amino acids. NCBI's taxonomy places the organism in Eukaryota, Fungi, Ascomycota, Eurotiomycetes, Chaetothyriales, Herpotrichiellaceae. The record is from RefSeq and is a predicted model, not a curated record. Gene Ontology annotation, cellular component: cell division site; plasma membrane; cytoplasm. Gene Ontology annotation, biological process: cytoskeleton organization; small GTPase-mediated signal transduction. The transcript is spliced from 3 exons. Gene Ontology annotation, molecular function: GTPase activator activity.